UCCAGGUGACGGAUGCCCUGCAACGAGUCAGGGCGAGCCCUGCAGACUCUGUGAUGAAAUAAAAAAUGCGUAAAAAAUAUCAUUUAUUUUGACGUAGAGGAGACACGUGCUGCGGGGAGCAUCAUAAAUACUGUGUCAACUUGUGGACUUAUUUACAGUCUCUCCGCAGCUCUGCACAUGAGUAGUUCAAGGGCGCUCCUAAGUUUCUGAUGUCAACAAGUUUCUUACUCCGAGCCUCCACCCGCCGCAGCCAAUCGUCAUGUUGGAUACAUUUGGGCCGCAGCGCGCCGGUGUGUCCGUCUCCAGCGCGGAUUUCCAGCUCAAACUGACGGACAACAAGAGCAGCCUGGCCGCAGCAGGGAUGGGAAUGGAGAACGACGCGGGGAAGAAACUCAUAGAGAUAACUGGUCCGGCUUUAUCUAAAAGAAAACUUCUUGUGGGCUUAGACCUCCUCUGCCUCUUCCUGGCUUCCAUCCCUUUCUUUGCAUGUGAGCUGAAGGCAUUGAGACCUUACAGAAGGGGCUUCAUGUGCGGGGACCCCAGCAUCACCUAUCCUUAUCUGCACCGAGAGGCCAUACCGGACGAAUUACUCAUCGCCGGUGGCAUCAUCAUCACAGGCCUCACUAUCGCCCUCGGGGAGUGUUACCGGGUUCGUUUCAGAGGCGUCAGCUCCAAAGCCUUUGUGAGGAACCUGUAUGUGUCCUCUCUGUACAAGGAGCUUGGCUGCUUCCUGUUUGGCUGCUUUGUCGGCCAGUCACUGACCAACAUGGCCAAGCUGAGUGUCGGGCGGCUGCGACCGCACUUCCUGUCUGUGUGCGGUGUCACCUACGCGUCGCUUAACUGCACACCUGGAACAUACGUUGCAACAGUGAACUGCCGCCAGUCUGACCACCGGUUGGAGGAGGAGGCCAGGAAGUCCUUCUUCUCCGGCCACGCUUCCUUUGCGAUGUACACAAUGCUCUAUUUAGCAUUUUACUUGCAGGCACGGUUGACAUGGCGUGGGGCUCGGCUGUUGAGGCCGGCGCUGCAGUUCUUCCUGGUUCUGCUGGCGGUCUACACAGGUCUGACGCGCAUCUCAGACUACCGGCACCACCCGACUGACGUGCUAACAGGCUACAUACAGGGAGCCCUCACUGCUUAUUGGGUGGCCUUCCACAUCUCGUCCAUGUUUAAAAGCUCAAGUUCAGAUCUGUCUCCGACUGAGACCCUGGACAGCCCGUUGUCGCCCCUCCACACUGUCUGCUAAACCUCACAUCCACCAAUCCCUGCGUGUGCCAACAUCCACCUGCUGCCUGUAGUGUAGCUUUUCCAGACAAGAAAUUUGAAGAAUGUGAGACCAUUUCCUGUGAAGUCAAACCACAUACCUCAGUAUUGGGACAGAGAGUGAGAGAGAGAGGGAGAUACUGUAUGUGGCUCAAAAGUCUAAACAUGUGAACUGGGAGAAAGGAAGAGGGAGGGUGCUGAAAGCAAUGCCGACUGCUCAGCUGGAGUGUUGUGUAAGCAGCCAGAGCACUUGUCCUUUUGUCCUUGUGACUGACUUUAGCUUCACAUGUGCACUUACCUGAGAGACGAGACGACUGAAUGCUGAACACACAGCAACCACUGCCACUCUAUACGCCACCUGUAAAUAUAUACAGAUUUUGUACAACUCGAAUGAUACUGUAAAAGCACUUUUUGAUUUCCAUGUUAGUAUUACUAAUAACCACUUUGUAUUGAUUUGGUACAUAGGAUAUAAUAUAUUUUAUACAAACAUGUUAUAUAUGUUGUGCUGUAGCUGUUUUUUUUUUUUACAUAAACCCAGUGAAUGUAAUGGUGUUGAAGGAAAGCACAAAUAGCGAGAAAGCAACUCAUUUUCCUAAUGUGUUGUACCUAUUAGAUGUGGUAGGAUGUUUGUCUGUGUUCAAUAACGAAAGAGCGACUUUGAGAACGUCUACACAAUAGAUAUAAUCCAUGUUUGAAAAGUAUGGACGCUACAGCUCUCAGCCUUUUUUAUAAUGCUAAUGUAUGUUGCUAGACUACUUACCACUUCAAGAGCACACAGAUCAUUAAAUAAAAAUGUGAU
Messenger RNA from Cottoperca gobio, 2062 nucleotides. RefSeq names its product phospholipid phosphatase 3-like. Gene Ontology annotation, cellular component: plasma membrane. Gene Ontology annotation, molecular function: phosphatidate phosphatase activity. Gene Ontology annotation, biological process: phospholipid metabolic process; phospholipid dephosphorylation; signal transduction. Lineage: Eukaryota; Metazoa; Chordata; Actinopteri; Perciformes; Bovichtidae. The record is from RefSeq and is a predicted model, not a curated record. The transcript has 6 exons. Bases 260 to 1246 code for a protein of 328 amino acids.